UCCGAAGCAUGGUCGUCGCAUCAGAUCCAGAGCGAACGCGCACGCAGACGGACACGGCGCACGGAUAAAAGCAAAUAAAAAGUGUUACACACAGUACGCAGCGCACAUUUCAUAAAGCUUUUAACUCCCAUAAACCCAUUUUUGCAAAAACGUAGCAUAACGUGCGCCUGCGAGUGAGUUAGUGAGUGAGUGAAAUCGUAGUAGCUGCAAAAAGGUAGUAAGCGGCUCAAUUAACUGGAAAAAACAGCUGCAGCAUCAGCAUGAACAAAGUGUGAGCUGUGAAGAGAUAGAGAGAGAGAGAAAGACAGAGAAAGUCGAGCGCAAACAAUUUGUUGAAUACUGCUGCCUUCGCACAAGAAACCGAAAGAAAGCAAAAGUGAAGAAAAUUACACACAAACACGAACACACACAUUUAUAUGUUCUAUGCGUGUAUUUGUGUAACUACUUCAUACACAAAUGCAAAUACAAAAUAUUAAUAUACAUACGCACGUAGCGAAGCAAAAAAAAAGUGUUGCCAACUAGCGUUGAGUGGAAAAAAACCACAGGAAAGCAGCAAGCACAGCAACAUUGGCGGCGAAAAAGUUAAAAAGGACAAAGACGAUUAAGCAGCUUUGCUGCUGGCGGCGGCAGCGGGAGCUGAGGCACGAGCACCAGCGGGAAAGUGAUGUGUUUAUAUAAAAGUCUGUCUCCCUCCCACUAAUAGAUGACAUUAAAAUAAUCUUGCGUGUGUAUGUGAAUCUUUGGCACCGAGCGAAGGAGGCGCAGCAGCAACAGGAUUCGAGUCGAGGCGAAAUUGUCGCAGUGCGGCGGCGGCGGCGGAGCGAGUUUAGUGUAUAAUAUUUGAAAUCAAAGCGAAAGGGUAUCAGCAUGUCGGCGCUGCUCCAUCUCAAUCACAAGCUCAAUAUGCGCACAACCGCUGUCAAAAUGAAGAUGCCGCCAGUCCGGCGGAGCGACGGCAGUUCCAAACCGGAAACAGUCGCGAGCGCAGCCAAUUGAUGACAAAUUCUAGAAGAAGAAGCAGAAGCAGAAGCAAACAAACUAAGCUAAUCCAAUCGCAUUUUCUACGUAUUUACUGUUACGUUUUCAUCGUUUCCUUGAUGAGCUACAUUAGAGCUAUUUGUGCAACAACUGCGCGGCAAGCGGAAAUGAAAAUCCGCAGCAGCAGCCGCGGCAGCAGCAGCAGCAGCCGAGGCAUUUGCAUUAUAAGACUGAUAACAUUAAAGAGAUUUCUACAGAUUUUGGCAAUGCCAACACACACUCAGCAGCGGGAGCGGGAGCGUGAGCAGGAGCAGCGGGAGGAGCGGGAGCAAUCAGCGCAGAGGAAACGCCAUUUAUGGCACACGCAACCCGCAUCCUGUUGGCAGCAUCAGAGCAACAUCCACAGCAGCAGCUGGCUUUUGUUGCUGCUGCUGUUAUCGUCGCUGUGGCCGGACUGCGAGUGCCUGCACGGCGCCAAGCUGAGCCCCAGCACCGUGAAGACCAAGUAUGGCCUGCUGCGCGGCAUUGUUGUGCGCUCCCAGCCGCUGGUGGAGGCAUUUCUUGGUAUACCGUAUGCAUCGCCGCCUGUGGGCAGUCUCAGAUUUAUGCCACCCAUAACGCCAUCGACGUGGAAAACGGCCCGCAAUGCGGAUCGAUUCUCGCCCGUUUGUCCACAAAAUGUGCCCAUACCGCCCAACGGGCCGGAGGCCCUGCUGGAGGUGCCGCGCGCCCGUCUCGCCCAGCUGCGACGUCUGCUGCCGCUGCUCAAGAACCAAUCGGAAGACUGCUUAUACCUUAAUAUCUAUGUGCCAUACGAGACGCAGCGACCGAGACCGGUUGCCAACGCUAGUUCGAGUACCAGUUCCACUUCCAGUUCCGGUUCCAAUUCCGAUGCGAUGCUGUCCACUGUGGUGUUCAUACACGGCGAAUCCUUCGACUGGAACUCGGGCAAUCCCUACGAUGGCUCCGAACUGGCCGCCCAUGGCAACGUCAUCGUUGUGACAAUCAAUUUUCGGCUCGGCAUCUUCGGUUUCCUCAAGACCGGCGGCAAGGAGAGCGCCCAGGGCAACUUCGGUCUAAUGGAUCUGGUCGCCGGCCUGCACUGGCUCAAGGAGAACCUGCCCGCCUUCGGUGGCAAUCCGCAGAGCAUAACCCUGCUCGGCUACGGCACCGGAGCUGUGCUGGCCAACAUCUUGGCCGUCUCGCCCGUGGCUAGUGAUCUGAUACAACGCGCGGUGCUCAUAAGCGGCACUGCCCUCUCGCCCUGGGCCAUACAGAAGAACCCGCUGUUUGUCAAGCGACGCGUCGCCGAGCAGACUGGUUGCCAUGGUGACAUGCUCUACGAUGAUCUGGCGCCCUGUUUGCGCACCAAAAGCGUCGCCGAAUUGCUUUCAGUUAAGAUCGAUCAUCCGCGCUUUCUGGUUGGCUUUGCUCCUUUUGUGGAUGGCACUGUCAUAACGCCCAACACGGAUGCCAUGUCCAGCACUUCUCUGCCCCUGGGCUCAGCUAUUGUUAGUACUUCAGGAAUUGAAUAUGCCAACUUUCCCAAACGCGACCUCAUCUUCUGUCUAACGUCUGUGGAAUCCUAUCUGGAUUUGAGCGCGCAGGAUCUGGAGUUUGGCUUCAAUGAGACGCGCCGGGAUCGCAUAUUGCGUACAUUUGUCCGCAAUAAUUUUCACUACCAUUUGAACGAGAUAUUCGCCGUGCUAAAGAACGAGUACACGGACUGGGAGAAGGCCAUCAGGAAUCCGUUGAGCGCUCGGGAUGCGACGCUGCAGUUCCUCAGCGAUGGGCACACGGCCUCGCCUCUGAUUAAAUUGGGCUAUAUGCACAGUUUGCGUGGCGGUCGCACGUAUUUUGUGCACUUUAAGCAUCGCACCAUUGAGGAGGAAUAUCCACAGCGAACUGGUUCGGUGCGCGGCGAAGAUGUGCCUUUCUGGCUGGGCUUGCCAGUCUCUCCGCUAUUUCCACACAACUACACAGCGCAGGAGCGUCAAAUUGGAAGACUAAUGCUGCGCUAUCUGGCCAACUUCGCCAAGACUGGCAAUCCGAACCAAUCAACGCCCGGCCCCGCCCAGCUGCCGGCCACCAGCCAGAGCCGUGCACCUGUGCACCUGCAACGCAAGCGCUCGGCGCCCAGAUACCAGGAUGCGCUAGGGACCGGCAAAGCCCUCAACCUGGCCGUCAUCUACAAUCAGCGUCGCAGCAAUGCGAUGCACGAGAAACGCUCCUAUUUCCGGCGGCGUUUGCGCAGCAACGAGGGACCCGCUCCACAGCCGGAGCUGGACGCAAUGAGCACUGAGCACGAGGUGGGCAGCUAUGAGGGGGAUGAGCUGCCCUUCUGGGAUGCCUACGACGUGGUCAAUCAGCUGUACAUUGAGCUGGCAGGCAACAAGGCCAACAUUCAAUCCCAUUAUCGCGGCCACAAGUUGUCCAUGUGGCUCAACCUGAUACCGCAGCUGCAUCGUCAUUUCAACAUCAACGAUCAGUCCAUGCGGCAUCAUCAGUUCCAGGAUGAUCUCAACAGCCGGGAUCUCUAUGAAGGUGUUGUGCGUCCCCAGCUGCAAACGAAGCCCGCGGACGAUGACAACAUCAUAAUUAUCCAAACGGGCCGAACCACAACUGCCCCGCCGCCGCCAGCCCAAAAGCAUGAAAAUACGAAUGCAACAAAUGCUUUGAGCGCCACAGGUGCAACUGCAACAACAGAAUGUGGCAUCGAUGGCGCCCUGUCCGUAUCGGAGUUGACCACAACUCAAGCGCCGAAGGACAAUCGCACACAGCACACGCAAGUGGAGACGCACAAGGAUCUGGCGACGGCAUCGACGGGCAUCAUUGGCAAUCUGGAGCUGCUGCGCCGCCUGAGCGGCAAGCAGUUCCAAAGCUAUACCACAGCAUUGAUAGCCACCGUGGCCGUUGGCUGUUUCCUGCUCAUACUCAAUGUGCUGAUCUUUGCGGGCAUCUAUCAUCAGCGGGAGAAACGGGCGCGCGAUGCCAAAACCAAGGAGGAGCUGCAGGAUAGCGAUACCAGCAAAAACUCGAGCAUACUGAAGCUCAAUGCCGCCGGAUCCGGCGAUGCGGCGAUGGGCAGUGAUGCAUACACGCUGAGCGGCGCCGUGGUGGACACCAAGGGCGGCAUGGGCAUGGUCUUUGGCGAGUACAGCUGCUACGAUGAGAAGACAAAGCAGCUGAAGGAGGAGCAGCUGCUGGUGGAGCUACCGCCGCACCCGCACCCGCACCCGGCGCAAACAACACUUCUGAUGGACAACUGGGAGGCGUGCUCGACCAGCACGCUGGAUCUGCUCAAGACGCGGCCAGCCGCGGCACAGCCGACCACCGGCCCCCACAUCGAAAUGGUCAGCUACAAUGCGCUGCCGGCGAUGGUCGAAACAAAUCCGGCGCAAUCAGGCAGCAAGCGCGGCUCCUUUCUGGACACCAGCGGGCAGCUGCAGUUCGAUUACGCGGUCCAGUCGUCGGAUCAAAUGUCCUUCAAGGCCAUCGAGGAGGCGGUCAAGGCAGCGGCCAGCGGCGAUUCGGACAUCAUGCGAGACGAUGAUAUACCAGAACCGCCGCCACCGCCGCGUUCCUUUCUAGCUGCCCAGCAGCAGCAGCAGCAAAUGGGCAUCCUGCGACAGGCGGGGGCUGCGGGCGGCGCCAGCAGCUCCGGCAGCGGCAAGAAACGUGUACAUAUUCAGGAAAUCUCUGUCUAAUCAGCUGUGGCUCUCAACUAAGCUUAUGGAAUUUCAAUCUAACUCGCAAGCGCUCCAAGUGCUUGAACCUACCCGCUUUAACUAUACUUUCCAUAACCCAUCUACGACUUUCUCCCGUACUCAAAAAAGGAUUUAGACUAAAUCUAAAA
Drosophila montana is the source of this 4834-nucleotide messenger RNA. It is a transcript of the gene Nlg2, whose product is annotated as Neuroligin 2. Bases 996 to 4685 code for a protein of 1229 amino acids. Gene Ontology annotation, biological process: modulation of chemical synaptic transmission; chemical synaptic transmission; presynaptic membrane assembly. Lineage: Eukaryota; Metazoa; Arthropoda; Insecta; Diptera; Drosophilidae. Gene Ontology annotation, cellular component: synapse; cell surface; postsynaptic membrane. Gene Ontology annotation, molecular function: signaling receptor activity; neurexin family protein binding. The transcript is spliced from 14 exons. The record is from RefSeq and is a predicted model, not a curated record.